Microsporum canis CBS 113480 is the source of this 825-nucleotide messenger RNA. RefSeq lists its product as hypothetical. Bases 1 to 825 code for a protein of 274 amino acids. NCBI's taxonomy places the organism in Eukaryota, Fungi, Ascomycota, Eurotiomycetes, Onygenales, Arthrodermataceae. The transcript is spliced from 3 exons. The record is from RefSeq and is a predicted model, not a curated record.
AUGGAAUUGGAAAAAGUCCCAUUUAGCUCUCCAGCAUCUGUUAGCCUGUGUAUGGCAUCUUUCUUUCGUGGGUAUAUGUCCUACGCGCCGAAUUCAUUUUCCUUCGAAUGGCUGGAGAGGACACCAGAUCUUGAAGUAAAAUGUAAGGAUUUCACUGGGCAAAAGGUUGUCUUUCCAACUUCUCCUGAACUCUUGGAGGCUAUCCGCGAUUGCGAGAGAAUAAAUCAUCCAAAUAAAGGAGGGUGGCUCCCAAACGACUGGCAGUUUUCUGGAUUCCUGGAGAGUGCUGCCUAUCAGGCUCUAAAGAAAGUUCCCAGUACGAAAUCUGCAGAAUUUGAUGGUCCUCUCUUUAGCACUCUCGGUGAGAGCAUCACGAUCCAGUCAUACCCUCGAAUCAAGGGAGUUCGGCUCUUCUAUCUGAACGAUAACCACUGGAGCUGCAUUAUGCGCGACUGGACAUGCCACUCAGAAAAGCAGGUUGACAAAAAAGAUCAUAUUCGAAAGUCCGAACUGCUGGCUGCUACUUCAAUCUUCUGCCGCCAAAUGAACGUGAUGACAUGGAAUCCUGACAGCAAUCGGUAUAAAGCUAAACCAAGAUAUAAGGGAGGGCUCUUGACUGCCACUAUUGUGACAUGUAUCUGUGCGCAGGUGCGCGUAGUCCAAGCGACUUUGAACCCGUCAGAGAAAUAUCCAACGCUCACCUAUACCUUGAGAGCUAUCUACGACCUCGGCGAAGAAAAAUAUGAUAAAGAAGCAGCCUUUACUGCUGUGCAAUGGAUUCUCAGUCCUCCCGACCCGGUUGUGAGGGGAGCUAAGGCCAAGUGA